UCAAAACUGACCUUUUCCCAAUGGUGGACAUUGCUCAGUUGUGUCAUUUAUCAGCAAAUCGUGACAACGAUUCCUUGCGUUUACUUUUAUACAUCAUCGUCUCAUUUCCCUUUACCUGGCAAAAAUGGCUGUCCAAGUGUGGCCAAGGCCGAUCGAUGAGGCGGUCUUUGGACCCCGGGUUCAAUAUGUAUCCGCCACUAAGACUUUGUGCGAUGUCGUCCACUUUGGCUCUGGACUAGGCAGGGGGAGGUUUGGUGCCGUCCGUGAGGUCACUAUGCCUAUGGUUGAACAAAAAGCAAUUGUAGCCAAGACUAUGAUCUAUAGUGGGUAUCCGCAGUUAGAGGAAGAUGUGCUGCGGGAGUGUCAAAUUGGAUUGAAGUUGCGCCACCCGAACAUCGUUGCUUGCUUGGGAGCCAUGCAGACGGAUGUCUGGGCAGUCCUGUUUCUGGAGCGCCUAGAUGGCUCCUCUCUUCAUGAUUAUAUCAAUCAGUGGGACGAUCUCAGAGAAGAUUUACUAAGGGGCGUAAUUAUCCAAGUCCUUCAAGCUCUGUAUUAUAUGGAGACUGCUAAGGUUGUCCAUCUGGACUUAAAAGAAGACAAUAUCAUUGUCUCAGUAGAUGGUCAUGCCAAAGUGAUAGACUUCGGAAUGGCUCGUCAGAUUCCACCAGGGCAGGACAAGGUGCCAUUCAUCCGCGCCGAUAUGUAUACCCAUCCCCCGGAGAUGAACGAUCCGACCAUGGGUGGCGUAGAUCACAAGACCGUCAUGUUCUUUCUGGGCGGUAUGAUCUACCGUGUCGCCGUUCAGGACUAUCCAUUCGCCAUAGAUUUCCCGCGAUUUAGCAUAAGUCAGCAGAAUAGCGCAAUAGCGCGUGGCAUUAAUAUCGCAGGAAGUCAAUACUCGGAACUAUCGCCGAAACUGAAGUUGCUGCUUCGAGAGUUGCUGCUGUACAGGCCACAAGAUCGGCCAACGGCAGUGCAGGCCAUGACGCAUUCCUGGUUCACCGACGCGCCGGAUUUCGUCGAGCCCAAGCUGCAGAGUUACGUUGAUAAACCGCCGCCAGUACACAUUCACGACAUGCCGGCACCCAUAUGGGUAGACAUGUGCCAACAGCUGCAAAUCCGACCGGCAGAGCUGCUGGAGAAUAUCCAGCAGAAGUUCCACUGGCGGGCUAUCCUAUACGAGUAUCUUACUCUCUACAGGAGGAACCCUCCAAGGCCUCCAAGGCGGCGAAAGCGGCGAGCUUUGCUACCAACAAUUCAUGAAGAAGACCCAGCAGAUGAGCAGGCAGAAGAGUAGCAUUUAGUGAUACAAUGACAUUCUAUACGGAAUAUAUAAUGACAUUCUAUACAUAACAUUAUUAUAAUUUCUG
Messenger RNA from Sycon ciliatum, 1370 nucleotides. Its product is annotated as aurora kinase C-like. The transcript is spliced from 3 exons. The coding region runs from base 125 to 1297 and encodes 390 amino acids. Lineage: Eukaryota; Metazoa; Porifera; Calcarea; Leucosolenida; Sycettidae. Gene Ontology annotation, biological process: protein phosphorylation. The record is from RefSeq and is a predicted model, not a curated record. Gene Ontology annotation, molecular function: ATP binding; protein kinase activity.